AUGAGUGAGAUUAGAACCUUAACAGAAACUAGGCAUCAUAAUAUCAUCAAGAUAUAUGGAUUUUGCUGGCAUUCAAAGGUCUCCUUUUUGGUUUAUGAAUUCUUGGAAGGAGGUAGCUUGGACAAGAUACUAAGUGAAGAGACACAAGCAAUUGCAUUGGAUUGGAGUAAAAGAAUCAAAGCUGUUGAAGGCAUGGCUAAUGCCUCAUACUAUCUUUACUAUGGAUACUCACCUCUGAUAGUUCAUUGUGACAUAUCAAGCAAAAAUGUUAUUUUAGACAUAGAUUAUGAGGCUCGUAUCUCUAACUUCGGGAUAGCAAAGCCUUUGUAUCCAAAUUCUAACAAUUGGACCUCAUUUGCUGGUACCUUUGGCUAUGCUGUUACAGAACUUGCCUACCCAAUGGAAGUGAUGGAGAAAUGUGAUGUUUAUAGCUUUGGAGUGUUGGCUUUGGAAAUAAUUAUGGGAAAACAUCCAAGAGAUCUCAUAAUGUUGUGUUUCUCAUCAACAUCUUCUAGUACAACACUAACAAUAGUUGCUCACGAUUUGGAUUUGAAGGAAGUAUUAGAGAAAAGGCUACCUUAUCCUCGAAACUCAGUGGCUAAGAAGGUGAUGUUGAUUGUAAGAAUAGCUUCUACUAACUUAAAUGAAAAUCCACGUGCUCGCCCAACCAUGGAGCAAGUAUGUAAGGAGCUUGCCAUGCUAAAAUCACAUAUUUUUGGUUCCAUCCAUGGCUUCAUAUAA
Molecule: messenger RNA, 741 nt
Organism: Neltuma alba
Lineage: Eukaryota; Viridiplantae; Streptophyta; Magnoliopsida; Fabales; Fabaceae
Product: MDIS1-interacting receptor like kinase 2-like
Exons: 2
Coding region: 1-741 (246 amino acids)
Biological process (GO): protein phosphorylation
Molecular function (GO): protein kinase activity; ATP binding
Source: RefSeq, a predicted model, not a curated record